Spirometra erinaceieuropaei is the source of this 1515-nucleotide messenger RNA. The record is from the annotation of a GenBank genome assembly. Lineage: Eukaryota; Metazoa; Platyhelminthes; Cestoda; Diphyllobothriidea; Diphyllobothriidae.
AUGGGCAACAGAAUAUGGCGUCGCUUGGCAGGAGAUAUCAUGGUUUCCUUUGAUGUCACGUCCCUUUUUACUUCUAUCCCGCAGGACCUGGCAGUCGAGCCAAUCGAACUACUCCUACGAGAGAAGUACGACGAAACGGAGAAUCGCCUCGGACACGCCCAAAUCAUCCAGCUCCUGAAGUUCUGUCUCAAGACGUACUUUACAUUCGACGGAACAAUCUACGAGCAGGUGAAGGGGACGCCAAUGGGUUCGCCGAUUUCGGGACUCAUAGCCGAGGCGGUCCUUCAACGGCUGGAGUCGCUGGUUUUCCGACACCACAGACCGAAAUCCUGGGCUUGGUAUGUGGAUGACACCUUCGUCGUCACCGAACGGGAUCAGGUGCUGACUUUCAAAGAACAACUCAACGCCGUCUUCCCGGACAUUCAAUUCACGAUGGAGGAGGAGGAAAACAAUCAGCUGGCCUUCCUGGAUGUCCUCGUCUGCCGCAAAGAUUGUGGUGGCCUAAAAACCAAAGUGUUCAGGAAAGCGACAAAUACGACGCAAAUACUGAACUUCAAUAGCAACCACCCGAUCAGUCACAAACGCAGUUGCGUAAGGGCGCUAUACCGGCGUGUUGAGACGCACUGCAGUGAAAUGGAAGACAAGGUUGCUGAAUUACAAUAUCUUCGACGGGUAAUGAGAGCCAAUGGCUACCCGCGCAACUUUGUCAACCAGUGCAUACGAAAAGGACACCAGAGACCAAAUCCAACUAGCCCCAAAUUUUGGCGGGCUCUUCCGUACGUGAAGAACGUCUCGGAAGCCGUCAGUCGUCUUCUCACUCCACUUGGAGUUGGGGUUGCACACAGGCCGGAAGCAACCAUUAGACGCCAAGUAAUGAGGCCAAAAGACCCGCUGCCACGGCAGGAAACGUCUGGAGUCGUUUACCGGAUCUGGUGUAGUUGCGGACAAAGCAAUUAUGUCGGAGAAACUGGGAGAUUACUCCGUACGCGACUUGCCGAGCACGCGGCAGCAGUGAGGCGGGGAGACGCUAACUCUCAGGUGGCGGCACACUCGACGGGACCCGGCCAUAUUUUCAAAUUUCAAGAGGCCGAAAUCCUCGCAAGGGGUGACAACCGCGUGAGCCGCGAGCUGCUCGAGUCAUGGUUCUCAGGCCCGCAAUCCAUCAACAAACACAAUGACCUCCCGGUGCCCUAUUCCGUAUUGCGAUUUUCCCUGGGCAGGAGAAUCAGUCACGUGAGGAGGGCGCGGGUGAGCAAUUAUCACGGUGACAGUGAGCCAGUUUGCCGAGCAAUCGUCACACCAGCAUCGAGCACGGAUGACGAAAUCGCGGCCAUUAACAACUCGGACUCGGACCGCCAAGCCACCGCCGCAUCAAUUACGACCCCAGCGGCGAUUGUGAGAACUGUUAAUUGCUGUGCGCAUACGGUCCCACGGCAGCCACGUGCUAUAAAUACUGCAUUCCUGGUGCCACCUUCACCUCUAUCUGCGAAUGUCGCUGAUGAUGGAUUCGAGUGA